Messenger RNA from Vicia villosa (hairy vetch), 1059 nucleotides. RefSeq lists its product as uncharacterized. The record is from RefSeq and is a predicted model, not a curated record. Gene Ontology annotation, molecular function: zinc ion binding. The transcript is spliced from 2 exons. NCBI's taxonomy places the organism in Eukaryota, Viridiplantae, Streptophyta, Magnoliopsida, Fabales, Fabaceae. The coding region runs from base 1 to 1059 and encodes 352 amino acids.
AUGUCUGAGUCAUUUAACAGUGUAAUUCUUGACUCUAGAGGAAAACCACUUGUGACAAUGCUUGAAGAGAUCAGAACUUACCUCAUGGAGAGAUGCGCAAAAAAUAGAAUGAGGUUCCAAGAUGUAUCUGGUAAUGAGAUUUUACCUAACAUUAGAAAGAAACUGGAAAUAGCUAGCAAUUUUACCAACAUGUGGCUUGUAAGCUAUUGUUAUUGUAGAAUGGCAUAUGAGCAUAUAUUUGAAGUGAGGCAUUUGGAAAACCCAGCUGAGACAUUCAGUGUGAAUCUGAAGGAUUUGCGUUGCUCAUGUAGAAGAUGGGAGCUAACAGGUCUCCCUUGUGUCCAUGCAAUGGCAUCCAUGAAGAGUAGGAAUUUUAAGGUUGAUGAUUACAUUCCUGACUACUAUAGGGUUUUUGCUUACAAGGCAGUAUACAAGCAUGUUCUCUACCCGGUGAAUGGGUCUAAUUUGUGGGUCAGGACUCCAUAUCCAGAUGUUCAGCCACCUAAGUAUAGGAAGAUGCCUGGUAGACCAAAGAAACAAAGAAAUCUUGAGCAAGGAGAGAUUGAUGGGAGUGACAAAAAGUUGAGAAGGACAGGUUUUAUUAUUAAGUGUUCUAGGUGCAAGAAGGUUGGCCAUAACAAGUUAACUUGCAAGGUGACACCACCAGCUCAGCCAAGUCAAGCAACAGUUAUUGAUGCAUCUCAGCCAAGUCAAGCAACAAUUACAAAUACAAGUCAUCCAAGUCAAGCAACAGUUACUAAUACAAGUCAGCCAACUAGUACCCAGGUGCCUGCAACUCAGUCCUCAGCAUCCACACAGGCUUACAUGAGUGCAACACAAUCUUCUAGAGAAAAGCAAGUGACAGGACAAUGUUCAAGGGGAAAUGCAGGUAACAAUAAAUCUUCAAAAGUGGAUGGGAAGUUACAAAAGCUUGGUGUACGAAGGCCAUUUGUAGCCCCAGGACCAACAACAAGAUUAUCUGCAGCAAAGAAUGUGAUUGGACCUACAACUAGAAGGACUACCCCAACAAAGAGGCUCCCAUCAAAGAAAAUUACCUAG